Messenger RNA from Meloidogyne enterolobii, 644 nucleotides. The record is from the annotation of a GenBank genome assembly. NCBI's taxonomy places the organism in Eukaryota, Metazoa, Nematoda, Chromadorea, Rhabditida, Meloidogynidae.
UGCCUAAAACAAAUUAUUGAAAUGAAUCAACGCAAUUACGUUAGAAUUCGUGAAAUUCUGCUUCAACUUGCACCGCUCGAGUAUACUCGAAAUCAGUUGGCAGCGUUGGAACAAUCUACAGACAAUGUUGAGAAUCUUAUAGCUCCAUUAAAUGCUGAGCUUGAGAACUUGCGGAACACUACUGUUCGUUUUAUUGACCGAGACAUCACGUUGUCUUACAAUCGUGAUAGGACAUUGGCUACAGUUACCGGAUCAUUCAAUCGUGGCGCUUCUGACCUCUACUGCUAUUCCAUGUUUUUCUUUGAGAUUACCAUUACGCACGUGCCUGAGUUUGGUGGCAAUAGGUAAUUUCUAUCUAUAAAGUAGUGAGGGCUUCCUAUAAAUAUCUGCAUGUUUUCUCUUGAAAAUGUUUCAUUUUUAGAAAAUAUCCACCGAAAAUAAGAACUUCUGAAUAUUUCUUAAAGUUUUUUACUAAAUUUAUUUUUGCAGCCUUAGAAUUGGACUUGGUGAGACAAUUGAUAUAAAAUUUGUUUUGGCUUCGAAGGUAUUUAUUGAGCAUGGUCGUUUUGGGGAGAUCCAACUGGACCGAAAUGGAAUUGAGAAAAAUGCGACGUAUGGUCUUGCUUUUGUUUUUAGUCCCCCUG